CCGCAAUUCUCAAAUUUGCCAGUGAAAUCGAAGUGUGUGUGUAUGUAAUACGUAUACAUGUGUGUAUAUAGGAGUGUGUGUAUAGUUUAGAGAGAGAAAAGCGAGACAGAUGGCACCAUUAAAAUCUCUGGAGCACGAGUACCCAAUAAUAGACUCCAAUUUCCAGCAAUUCUGUGCCUCUCACGCCAUCUUCUCAGUUGAAGAUUUCCUUGUUCAUGACAUCUACGUCUUAGUUGCUUUGGCAGAACAACACUCUAAUUCAGAAAGAUUAAAGCAGGGCAUUACCCAAGUCCUCUCUAUCAUAGAUGGUCAGCAUCAACCUUGGCUGAAUGGUAUGGAGCUGUUGGAAGAUGCUCAACAGAAUAAGCAUGUUCUAUCCACUGGAUGUGAAAAGAUUGACAUGUUACUUCAAGGUGGAUUAUGUGAGGGACAUCUAAUAGAAAUAGUUGGGCCAUCAUCAUCUGGGAAAACACAAGUUUGCCUACAAGCAGCCUCAAAUGUUGCAAAGAAGCAUAUGGGUGGUGUUGUGUUCUUAGACACAGGAAAUUCCUUUUCACCUAAACGCAUUGCACAUUACAUCAGCCAGAUCUCAGAUCAUGCUGAUAAAGAGGGGAACUACAAAAUUCUGCAAAAAUUAAUGAGCAGAAUAUCAUGUCAAUCUGUGUUCGACUUUUUUACGCUUCUGGAUGUGUUACGUCAGCUGGAGUCCAGUUUGAGGUCUCAGAUGCAGAGAGAUUGUCAGGUGCAGUUACUUGUCAUUGAUUCUAUAUCUUCACUAAUUACCCCAAUACUUGGUGGCCAGGGUUCACAAGGACAUGCUUUGAUGAUUUCUGCUGGAUAUUUGCUAAAGAAGUUAGCACAUGAGCAUAACCUCUGUGUAUUGGUGACCAAUCACAUGGUGAGUGGAGACGGUGGUAUUACUAAACCAGCACUUGGCGACAGUUGGAAGAGCCUCCUACAUGUGCGGCUUCAGCUAACCCGCGAUCACAGUAGCAACAUUUGCAAGAUGUCCAUACUUACACACCCAUACAUGGCGUCUGGUAACACGGUGAUGUUUACGAUUUUAUGACCCGUCGAUUUCAGUUGUGCUAGAGAGGCAGUGAAGGAAGGAAAAUGUUUAAUAUACUCCAAACUGUUUUGUAAUAUAAAUUAGAAUAAUAGCAAUUGUAAACAGUAUUUUUACUUGAAGUUCAAUUUGAAUUACACAGGACAUAUAUUAGACUAUUUUUACUUGAAGUUCAAUUUGAAUUACACAGGACAUAUAUAAGACUUGGGCAUUUUGGUUCAGCUCCGACAAGGAUGUGAUUUGAGAUGGUUCGAUUAUUUAUUUGUUUGUUUGUUAACAUUAAAGGAUAGUAUUUUAGUAAUUGUUUGUUCUUUCAUCA
Molecule: messenger RNA, 1385 nt
Organism: Cornus florida
Lineage: Eukaryota; Viridiplantae; Streptophyta; Magnoliopsida; Cornales; Cornaceae
Product: DNA repair protein RAD51 homolog 4-like
Exons: 10
Coding region: 110-1069 (319 amino acids)
Biological process (GO): double-strand break repair via homologous recombination; reciprocal meiotic recombination; telomere maintenance
Cellular component (GO): centrosome; replication fork; Rad51B-Rad51C-Rad51D-XRCC2 complex
Molecular function (GO): four-way junction DNA binding; ATP hydrolysis activity; ATP-dependent DNA damage sensor activity
Source: RefSeq, a predicted model, not a curated record